This is a messenger RNA of Aphanomyces invadans, 4381 nucleotides long. RefSeq lists its product as hypothetical. Gene Ontology annotation, cellular component: membrane. Gene Ontology annotation, molecular function: nucleotide binding; P-type transmembrane transporter activity. The record is from RefSeq and is a predicted model, not a curated record. The transcript has 3 exons. The coding region runs from base 11 to 4252 and encodes 1413 amino acids. Lineage: Eukaryota; Oomycota; Saprolegniomycetes; Saprolegniales; Verrucalvaceae.
CGUCGUCGUCAUGGCCAUGCUGACGUGGACAGGGCGCAGCAUCACGCAGCUGUCGCUGCAUCGCCGCCGGACCAACAUCGGCAACCUCGAGUACGGCCUCGAGCAUGUGCCGUUCGUGCUCAUGCACGUGUACAACCUCAUCUGGUGCUACCAGACAAUCGGUCAGCCGUACUCGAUUGCGUUGGAGGAACUGGAGGAGUCAGGAUUUGACAUUCAGCGCAUCCUGAACCCCCCGACAGAAGAAGUGUUGACGGGCCUUGCUGCGUCAGCGCUUUCGGCGGCCGCUGCAAGUGAUAGCUCUGCCGGACAUGACGACGUGCAGAUUCCCCCGCUGCCGAACCCGUUCUUACCAGGGAUCGUCCCGUUGCUCUGUCUCCUCGCCAUCCUCUGCUUGCACAUCCUCAUGCGUCUGAUGCAAGUGUGGUCGACGCGUGUACUCACCUUCAUCAAGUACACGCCCGUGACCACAUUGUCCGACGCGACCUUUGUCAAGGUCGUUCCUCGAGCAUACCGUGGGAAGAGUGUCAUCGUGCCGCUCGAACAGCAUGUGCUGAGCACGGGCGAGAAGAGCGCACCUUUCUUCAUGUUUCAGAAGCACAAGUACGUCGGUGAACUGUCCAAGGAUGACGGCACGAUUUGCUUCCGCAAGCUGAAGGCGCCAGUCACCGACUCCGUCGCCACGUAUGUCAACGCAACGGGCAUCCCCAACGAAGCCGUGUACGGCCGCUUGCUGGACUUAUACGGUCGCAAUGAAUUCAGCAUCCCGCAGCCCACGUUCAUCAAGAUGUACCAGGAACAGCUCGUGGAGCCGCUUACGGUAUUUCAGAUCUUCUCCGUGCUGCUGUACAUGUUGGACGAGUACUGGCAGUACUCGCUCUUCACACUCGUCAUGAUCCUCAUGUUCGAGGGGGUCACGGUGUUUUCCCGCCUCAAAAACCUCCAGACACUGCGCGGCAUGGGCAACGCGCUUCGCAACGUGUUUGUGUACCGCAACCAUGCGUGGGUCGAAGUGUGCACGUCGUCGCUCGUGCCUGGAGACGUCGUCUCGCUCAAGCGCAAUGUCGAAGGCGACAACACGGUCCCGUGCGAUUGCUUGCUUUUGCAAGGGAAUGCCGUCGCAAACGAAGCUACGCUGACCGGUGAAAGCGUCCCUCAAAUGAAGGAAGCGAUCGGGCAAAAGAUGAGCGCAGAAGACUUGGCCGCGUCACUCGACAUGAAGGCCGGUCACAAGGUCCAUCUGCUCUUUGGCGGCACCACGAUCAUGCAGCACGACGGCCGGACCAACGCGACCCAAAGCGGAGUCCCGUCGACUCCGGACAACGGCGUCCUCGUCUACGUCUUGCGGACGGGGUUCAGCGCCUCCCAAGGCAAGUUGGUUCGCAUGAUCGAAUACUCGAGUGGGAAAGUGACGGGCAACACGUGGGACGCGGUCGGACUCGCGGCGUUGCUGGUCUUUUUCGCCCUCGCGAGUUCGGGCUACGUAUUGCGCGAAGGGAUCGCGCGCAAGGGUCGGGUCACGUUUGAGCUGAUCCUUCGCUGUGUCUUAAUCAUCACGAGCGUCGUCCCGGCGGAACUCCCGAUGCAGACCGCGAUGGCGGUGAACACGGCGCUGCUGGCGCUUGUCCGCCUCUCCAUCUUUUGCACGGAACCAUUUCGCAUAUCCCUCGCUGGCAAAGUCGACAUUUGUUUGUUUGAUAAGACGGGUACGAUCACGACGGACCAACUCACUGCCGUCGGCGUUGUGUCCAACGAUCGAAAGCAGAACGAAUCGAAAGCCGUGUUGCCGCAUCAGCCCAUGCUCCAGUCGCACGUCGAUGCGUGCCUCGUCCUCGCGGGCUGCCACUCGCUCGUCGAGAUCGAUGGCAAGAUGAUCGGGGACCCCGUGGAAGAAGCGUCGCUUCGCGCGAUCGAUUUCACGUACGACCCCAAGACCAAGCAAUGCACUCCCAACGCCAAGAGUUCCGAGCGCGGAUGGGACCCGACCGUGAUCGACACGAAAGGCGUCAAAGUGCACAUUUUGCACCGUAACCACUUUGCCUCGAAGCUCCAGCGCAUGAGUGUCGUCACGCGCAUCCAGUUUGGCGGCCUCGGCGCCACCCGCCUUCGCGUGCUGGUCAAGGGCAGUCCGGAAGCCAUCUCCAAGCUGACCAAGGACUUGCCUGCGUGGUUCUGGCCCACGUACGAAGAUAUGGCCCGUCGUGGCAUGCGCGUCCUCGCCCUGGCGUUCCGCGAUGUUGAAGGCAGCAUGUCGGAGCACGACGUAGCGCACAAACCCCGCGAGUGGGCCGAAAGCAACCUCACGUUUGCCGGGUUUGCCGCCUACCAGUGCCUGGUGCGCAAGGACAGUGCGGACAUCCUCAAGCAGCUCAAGGAGAGUUCGCACACGGUGGCCAUGAUUACGGGGGACUCGACCUUGACUGCGGUGCACGUGGCCAAAGAAGUCGGGAUCAUCACGCGUACGGCGCUCAUGUUGUCCGGCAGCGACGUGUUGUUUGAAUGGAAGAACUCGGCCGACGACGUGCCUGUUGCGGCCUACGGCAGUCAGUCGGUGGAAACCUUGGCGAAAACGUACGACUUGUGCAUGGAUGGUGCAGCGCUCGUCCGCGCGGAGGAAGUGAAUGGUGGUGUUUGGAAGAACUUGGAGCUCAUCCGCGUGUUUGCGCGCAUGACGCCGGAGCUUAAGGAACGUGUGCUGACGUCAUUGAAGAGCUGCGGCCACUUCACGCUCAUGUGCGGUGACGGUGGGAACGACGUGGGGGCGCUCAAACAAGCGCACGUUGGUGUUGCGUUACUCAGCGGGUUCGGCUCAGCCAACGCCGACAAGACGAUCACGGGCGUGGUGGCGAAGGAGAAGAAGGUUGAGACCGUCGCAGUCGUCGAAAAGUUGUCCAAGGAAGGUCUGCUGAAGCUCCAUGCAUCGGUGCUCAAGAAGAAGCUCGUGGCCCUCAAGGUCGACCACGAUCAUGUGACGGAAAAAGAACAAUUGGUGGAACUCUUGCUGUCAGCACAAGCCAAGUCCCAGAAGAAGCUGAACCCAUUUGGGCCACUCACGCCUGAACAGCGCAAGUUGGUGCAGCAGCAGCAACAAGAAGAGAUCGAGCUCGACGUCAAGGCACGAGAAGCGCGCGGCGAGUCCUUUGCUCGCAUCAAAGCGUUGGCCGCGUUUGCCCAGCGCCAAAAAGAAGCAGCGACGGCAUACCAAAACGAACGCAAGGCCAAGGGCGGCAGUCAGUUUACGCAGUUUGCCAACAACGCCGUCAUGGCGCAGUACAUGGAAGACUUUGACGAAGGCGAGCUGCCCAUGGUGAAGCUCGGGGACGCCUCGAUUGCAUCGCCAUUUACGAGCCGCGCGCCGUCCAUCAAGGGGUGUGUCGACAUCAUUCGCCAAGGCCGAUGUGCGCUUGUCACGACCGUCCAGAUGUACCAAAUUCUGGCCGUCAACUGCCUCAUCAGCUCGUACUCGCUGUCCGUGCUGUACCUGGACAAGGUCAAGUACGCCAAUUCGCAAAUGAUUGCGCUCGGGAUGAUGGGCACGGUGGCAAGUGUGACGCUGUCGCGAGCGACGCCGCUGGCCGAGCUCAGUUCGGUGCGGCCGAUCUCGUCGAUCUUUCACCCGGCGCUGUUUUCGAGUUUGGUCGGGCAAUUUGCGCUCCACCUGGGCGUGAUGGUGUACUCGACGAACCUAGCCAAGGAGUACACGGUCGAGGGCGACACGCGGCAUCAGUCGCACAUCAAACCCAACUCGUUUGAGCCGAACGUGAUGAGUACCGUCAUUUUCCUCGUCAACGGCAUCCAAACGAUCAGUGUGUGCGCCGUCAACUACAAGGGCCGCCCGUUCAUGAAGAGCAUGACGGACAACCCGGGUCUGCUCUACUCGCUCGGCGUGAGUCUGGUCGGCGUGUUUUUGCUCUGCACGGAAGCCAUGCCACUGUUCAACAAGGUGCUCGAGAUCGUGCCCAUGCCGGACCCGCGGUUCGCCCAGAUUCUGACGGGCAUCUUGACGCUCGACGUCGUUGGCGCGUUUGUAUGGGACCAGCUUUGCCUGCUCAUGUUUGCGCCCAAGAUUUUCAUCGCGUCGUUCCAGUCGAUCACUGGUCGCGACGUCAAGCAAAUGGUCAAGAUGCUCGUGAUCGCGCUCAUCAUCAUCUACAUCGUGGCCAACAUCGACUACGACGAGAUUGAGCGCCAGCAGCAGUUGGCGGAGCAAGCCGCCAAGGCCGGGACCCCCUUUGUCGAAACCAUUUCAAGUUGAAUUUGGUUGAUGGAGAUAGAAAAAGAGGACGACGUGUGUGUCCAUGAAAUGAACUUUGCAUCGAACGAUGCGUUCUUGUUCGAUCCUUCCAUCUCGCCCGACGGCAUCACUGCAUCACGUCCGAGUCGG